CCUUUGUCCUCCAUGUUGCUAGAAUUAAUCGACCAAGUAUCUCUUCAUAGGAUCGAUCUCUGCUUUAGUUGUACGUGUAGCUGUGGAUGCUCACACAUGCUUCUGUAAUGGAAGGACAAAAACAACUUCUUUCAGAAGGUAAAAUAAUAUUCGACUGGGUUCCCCGGUGUUCCCAGCUCCUGGGGAAAUUACAUUACAUACGCAAUUACCAAAAGCACUUAUGCUAUCCAUUUAGAAGUGCCUAAAAAUUCCGAGUGUGCUGGUAUAGAAGCGCCAGAGUUGAUUCAACAAGACAUCACAGCGGAUGAAGAAGAUACUACACAAGAUAAUCUCAAACUGAGCGACGUACAGGUUGUUUCAAAUAAUGAAGUCAGUUCCACCGAGCGCAAGGAAUGUGAAGAAACACAAGAUCGUGAAAUUGAAGUUAGAGUUGAACUUCGAGAAAACAAGAGAGAGGGGGAAACAUCACCUAACGAUGGUAUUAAUCAUGACUUGUGUUUAAUUCCCAGCUCAAAUUCUGUGACGAGGCAGACUCUUCUCGCUAUCUUUUAUUCCUAGUUCCUGUACUAGUUUAACUAUCCACAAUGUAAAUUUAACCCCCAAAACAACCCCACAAGAGUCGUUGAUCGCCAAGAACGACCCUUUUGGGAUCGCUUUGACCCUUUCGAAUUUACAGUGUAGGGAUACUAGUUCACGAUAGGUUAACCGAUAGUUGCUAAAAGCUGGUACAGAUCACUUAUACCAUUUUCUCAUUCCGAAUUCCGAUUACUGCUACACAAUAACGCUUGGUAAACCCUAGCUAUAAACCGCCAAGUUCUGAUUUUUAGUGUUUUACUGCAUUUUAUUACCUUUCAAGGUGAGAACAAAACGACGGAGAAUAAUGACAAAGAUGCUGUUGGGAAUGGUGGGAAUGAUACAAAUGUUCAAACUAGUUCAGAAAUGAACUCAAAUGAAAAAGACGAUUCAGAAAAGACACAGAAUACGACAGAAGAAAUAGCAAAUGACAAAGAAGAGGAAAACAUUGAUACCAAAACAGAGGAAACAGCAAACAAUGGGAAUCAUUGUGCUGAAGUUGUUGCAGAUGAUGGAAAUAAUAACGUAGAGAAUACUGAGAGUGGUACUAAAACUAAAGACAGUGUAAGAAGGACUCGGUUUAGUUCAGAAAUCACUAUUCAGCCCAAAGCAUAUUUUCAAGCUGGGGCUGAGACUGUCGUCAUGAUGGUAUGUAUGAUAGCUUCGGUUUAUAUUGUAAUAUGGCCACAUUUAUUUUGAGGACUCCAAGGAGCAGACAGGCUCAUGUUGUCCACAGCAUCCCUCAGAAACAGGAGUGUUGAGGACACACGUUAAUUAAACUAAGUGCAUCUACCUGAGAAACUGCACUUCGUUCUUGUAUUAUACAGAAGAAACAAGGUUGUUGUCCAACAAUUUUGCUUCCCGUCCAAGUGUCUGUGGCGGUGACAGUAUGGACCUUAAGCAUGUACGACGGCAACGCAACGACGACAACCAAAACAAACUUCUUCAAAUAAAUUAUUGCGAAGAAGAGUUGUUGUGUUACUUGUGUAUUAUCCACUGCAUGUAUAUAUGAAUUGAGUUCAGAUUAAAACAAAGGCUUUAUGGUUAAAAACGGUUCUGCUGAGGAAAUUUGUAGUUUCACUUGUCGCGUCUUGACAUGUUUGCGUUGUACACGAGACGUGAAAAUCUCUGGUUUUCCGUUGUAAAAGCCCUAACACAACGUCUCUAACUCCCGUGGGGCUUUUAAUUAUUCAUUUCUUUUGUACGAGAUCAGGAAUAUCAUUGUGUGAAUAGCCGUCGUCGUCGCGUUGCCGUCCUGUUUGCUUAAGGUCGCUAAUGUUUCCUGGUUUGCCCAUGUUCUGCUAGGGAACAAUGUUUCUAUAUUUUCCAGGGCUUAACGAUCCAUUUAUUUCCAUCUAGCCACCAGGAUCGUCAGCUGAUGACGUAUUCAAAAACGACUCGAGAUCGACCUCUACGGCAAGUUCAGCACACGCUGUUGGUAAUGCUCAUCCUUCAGACUCUGUCCUUCCUCGGACAUUUUUGCCUCUCACUUUGUUCACGUGUUUAUUUUGUCCUAUGAUUGGAUUAUUCGCGGUCUACAAAUCUUACUCGGUGAGUGUACAUAGGUUUGAUGGAUAUGCCAGUCAGUGCAGAGUCUGGGAAUUCUGUUGAUGGUAUUAAUGGUGAUGAUGAUGGUGGUAGUGACGAUGGUGGUCAUCUUGAAUAUGGUGGUAAGGGUGAUGAAGAUGAAUGAUGGUGGUGAUGAUGGUGGUAGUGAUGAUGGUGAAGAGGAUUAUGGUGGUGAUAUAUUUAUGAUGGUGGACCGUACAGUGAUCAUAUUUAUGAUGGUGGACCGUUGAUGAUGAUGAUGAUGAAUGAUGGUGGUGAUGAAUGAUAGUGGUGAUGAUGGAGAUGAUAGUGGUGGUUAUAAUUAAUUUAAGAAGGUGUUAGUGUUAAAGUAUGUUCUGACAUUUCUGUGUUAAUUUCUAGGUGAAACAGUUUAUCAAGAAAGGUGACAUAAGAAAGGCGAACCAGGCAUCUCAACACGCAAGACAACUUGGUGUACUUACUUUAUGUAUUGGAUUCUUCUUUGUUCUUGCGAUUGUCGUUAUAGCUGUGCUGGUCAGUACUCUUACAUAGCCAGAGAAGAUCAUCAUGAAUAUCUGUAAAGAAAUUGUUUAACAUCAAUUACAUCAUCAUUGUACACGCCUAAAUUAUGAAAGGCGUAAUUCAUGUCUGUCGUGGUUUGUGUCUGAACGACCUGGAAAACACAAAAACUGUUCUACGUCUCAAGGGUUUUCAUGCGCGAUA
Messenger RNA from Paramuricea clavata, 2823 nucleotides. NCBI's taxonomy places the organism in Eukaryota, Metazoa, Cnidaria, Anthozoa, Malacalcyonacea, Plexauridae. The record is from the annotation of a GenBank genome assembly.